AUGACAAAUGAGAGUUCUUUAUUACUUUAUUAUAAACAAUAUCAAACUAUUAUAUUAAAAAAGUCUCCUGAAGGCAAGUAUUCUGCUAUUUCAAGAAAAAUUUCUGAUAACAGUAAAGAUAUAGAAUUACUUGAAGAGGAGAGUAGGGAGAUAAGUGAUGAGUAUUUAUAUAUUGAUGAUCCUCUACCAGAAGCUUUUUUUGUUACAGCAGAAUGGUUAGUGGAUGAUUUAACAGAAAUUUUAGCAACAUUUAUACUUAUUUUUCAAAAUACAGUUCAAAAGGUGAAUCAUAAUAAUGAUGAUGUAAAAAUUGAAGAAAAUCCUUCAUUUAUUACUAUUGGUGUUUGUCUAUCUAUAAUAUAUUGGAUAAAACGAAUUCCAGCACAUUUUGAUGAGAAUACGCAACUUUCUAAUUUAGUUAAACGUUUAAAAGAUUUAGCUAUAACUCAUGAAAUAUCUUUAAGUAUUAUUCAAUUAUUAGAUACCUCUAUAAUUCCAUCAUUUGAGUGGUUGCGUUGUGCUUCCAUUAAAAGUCCCGUUUCAAGACAAGUUUCUUUGGUAUUCCAUAAUUGUGAAGCUGAAUCAUUAGCUACAGCCAUAAGUCAUAUUGAUUAUAAGGCAUUGUGUAGAGUUACAACUAAUGAUUUAAAAAAUUAUGUCAAAACAGGGAAAAUAGAUCAUAUUGAUAAAUUACAAAAAUCAGUAGCAUUAUUUAAUAAUAUAUCUAAUUGGAUCCAAUGGAUGAUAUUAAGUAAAAAUACCGCAAAAUCAAGAUCAGAAACAAUUAGUAAAGUUACAGAAAUUGCAAAAGAAUUGUUAAAAUCAAAAAAUUAUAAUAGUUUAAUGGCAGUUGUUGGUGGAAUUAGUCAUAGUAAUAUUAAUAGGUUACACAAAACUCAAGCAUUAAUAAGUACGGAUGUUAAAAAAGAAAUUAAUAAAAUGACAAUGCUCUUAUCAAUGCAUAGUAAUUUUUCUGAGUAUAGAAGAAAUUUAAAAAAAGAUAAAGAAAAUUUUGUAAUUCCAAUUAUGGGUGUUCAUUUAAAAGAUUUGAUACAAUUGAAUACACUAGGUGGAAUAGAUUUUUCAAAAACCAGACAAAUUACAUUAAGAAGAUUAUUUCAAUUAAAAGAUGUCCUUUCUAAAUUUCCUGGAAUUUCUAAAAAUUAUCAUAAUCUCAAUGAUGCUAAUAUAGAAUUAAUUAACACUCUAAAAAUAUCAUUUGACAUGAGUUAUAAUGAAGAUGAAUUUAAUAAAACAAUAGUAUUUGCUGAAUGGGCAAGUGGAGUUAAUUCGGUACCUGACAAAGAUUCUAUCCAAAGGCAUACAGCUGCUAUGGUGGAAGCUGUUUUUAAACAUUAUGAUCAUGAUAAAGAUAGUUCCAUUUCAGCAGAGGAAUUCCAGGAAAUUGCAGAUGGAAAUGGAAGAAUAAGCAAAACAGAAUUAUUUAAUUAUUUUAUGGAUUUCAACUCAAAAAGUAUUAAACUUAGAAUAGAAUUUAGGCAUAAUUUUCAUGAAACUACAUUUCUCACACCAACUAUUUGUGCAAAUUGUAAUAAAGUUUUAUGGGGAUUGAUAAGACAAGGAUACAAAUGUAAAGAUUGUCAUCAAGCUGUUCACAGUUAUUGUAAAGAUAUUGUUGUAAUGGAAUGUAAACACAAACAAGUGUCAAAUACGUCUUUCUCACCUGUAUCAAAUCUAUUACAAAAAACAACAACUAACACUGAUAAUGUUAAAAAUAAUAAUAAUGAAGAAAAUUUACAAAUUAUGGGAAAAUUACCUAAUGAUAAAUUAAAUAGGCUAUCGAAAAUUUCACUACAAGAUAUGUUUGAUAUCAAUGAUAAAUCACGUAAAAGUAACAGAAUGAGAAGUAAUUCAAAAUGGAAAGCUAGAACAGUGUCUACUGUUUCAGAGACAGGUUCAACGACACCCGGAACACCAGAUAGAAUGUCUAUUAAUGAAUUUAAACAUUUAGAGUCAACAGAUGAACCAUCAGAGAAUAUCAAUGAUAACGAGUCAGAUAAUAAAUACUCAGAUACAAAAAUUGAAACCUCAAAGCCAUAUGCACCUUCUUUCCUAUCAAAUGAUAAACAAUCUUGUUAUCAGAGUGAUCUAGUGGAAAAUCAUGUCAAAUCGAACACAGCAACAUUGGCAUGUGAAGAAAGUUUUGAAAUAGAAUAA
This is a messenger RNA of Strongyloides ratti, 2178 nucleotides long. Its product is annotated as Guanine-nucleotide dissociation stimulator CDC25 domain and EF-hand domain and Protein kinase C-like, phorbol ester/diacylglycerol binding domain and EF-hand domain pair and Diacylglycerol/phorbol-ester binding domain and Ras guanine nucleotide exchange factor, domain-containing protein. Gene Ontology annotation, biological process: positive regulation of GTPase activity; Ras protein signal transduction. Gene Ontology annotation, cellular component: plasma membrane. The record is from RefSeq and is a predicted model, not a curated record. NCBI's taxonomy places the organism in Eukaryota, Metazoa, Nematoda, Chromadorea, Rhabditida, Strongyloididae. The coding region runs from base 1 to 2178 and encodes 725 amino acids. The transcript has 7 exons. Gene Ontology annotation, molecular function: calcium ion binding; guanyl-nucleotide exchange factor activity.